UUUUCAUUGGUAAGGAAAGUGAAAGUAUGCGGCGGAAUUUUUCUCCAUCCGCGUUCUUGCAUUUCCCGCAACAACAACACCUAUUUAAACUCUCAAUUCCUUCAUUUCUCAGUCCUCUCGUUAUUUUCUCCACUUUCAAUUCACAGAACCAAUUUGCUUAGGGGACUUAGGGUUUAUGUGAGAGAGAGAGAGAGGAGUUCUUGUACGUACGAACGAACGAACGAACGAACGAACGAACGAACGAACGAACGAACAAGCAUUUUCUCCAUUGGAAUUUUGGAACGAUGAGAGCCAGAUUGGUAGUGUUUCCAAUCAGAGGAAGAAAUUGGUGUUUCAGCAGAUCCAUUGAACCUACCGUUUCAGAUUCUUCUUCUGCUCAGACUCCUUCAACUUUCAAAGAUCUCUGGACCAAAAUCUCUUCGUCUUCUUCUUCCAAAUCCGACGCUCUUUCCAUCGCUAACGCUAGUAACAAUGCGGAGAUUGUGACCGAUUUCAUCUCUUCUAAGAUGAAUAAAGCCUGGACUGCUCUUGAAAAGGCUCCUGACGGAUCGUUUAAAAAUAAACUUCACGGCAUUGGAUUGAAGCUUUUAUCUCGAGUUAAGCCGUCUGAGAUAUUCUUGAAGUCUAUAACUAAAGAUGUUACGAGCGUCGAAAUAACUUAUCCAUCGAGUUUGAAUCCACGGCUCGUUCGAAGGAGGUUACGGCAUAUUGCCUUCAGGGGAACUGUCAUCCACCGGAAAUACUUCUAUAGUUCAGUCUCGUUGCUGCCAUUAGCAAGUGCAUUUACUAUUUUGCCUCUGCCAAAUAUUCCAUUCUUUUGGGUUUUGUUUCGCACAUAUUCUCAUUGGCGAGCUCUGCAGGGAAGUGAAAAGCUCCUUCAGUUGGUCUCAGAUAGAUCUUACCCUGGCAACUCAUCCUCUGAUGGUAAGAAGAACGAGGACAAAAUCCAACAGUAUUCAGGUCCAGCACUGGACAUGCAGCCAUCGGAAAAACUUGACAAAUUUCUGAGCCAAAUGGAGGCAUCUGGUGAUAUAACUGCAAUUAAAGAUAUAUGCAAGAUGUUUGAUUUAAACAUCGCCAAUGUUUUAAAGUACAAAGAUGCAUUGUGAUCAGUGAUCCCAUCUUCAGAUGGGGGGAAAGAAGGUGCGACAUUCAAUCAAACGAGAUGAUGCUCAUUGCCAUUCAUGGGGUGAGAAGAAUGAUCAUCAAAAAUCAUGGAAGACGAAUCACGAGAGCCAUCACAUACGUUUGGACUGGUGGUUUGUUAUGCUUCUUCUCGGAAUUUACAUUGUUCUACCACUAUAAAAAAAGGAAGUGCAUAGCCUAAUUUUCCCCUGUUGGGCUUGUUGGUGGCUUUAUUCUGUUGGCUCGCAUGUGAUCUUAUCUAUUCCCACUUCCCAGGGACAAAAAUUGGCCCGGUUGAAUGCAAACUGAAAUCUCGUUGGCACCAGAUCCCAUACUGGUCAGUAAACAAGCUUUCUUUGCUUAUACAAACUAUAAGUCUUUUGUGAAUUUUGUUUUCCUGUUUGUAAUUUAAUAGCUCAUCUUUGCAUAUCUUAUUUUGUUCAUUUGAUUAUAAAAUGUUAUGUUUUGAUGUUCUUAUGAGCUUA
This is a messenger RNA of Cucumis sativus (cucumber), 1610 nucleotides long. RefSeq lists its product as uncharacterized. Gene Ontology annotation, biological process: proton transmembrane transport; potassium ion transport. The record is from RefSeq and is a predicted model, not a curated record. Lineage: Eukaryota; Viridiplantae; Streptophyta; Magnoliopsida; Cucurbitales; Cucurbitaceae. Bases 285 to 1109 code for a protein of 274 amino acids. Gene Ontology annotation, cellular component: mitochondrial inner membrane. The transcript is spliced from 8 exons.